CUUUGGUUGGCUUAAAGGACUCGUAACUAAGCAAUUAAAUCUUAUUAAAAAAAAAGGUAUAGCUUUGGAUUUUUCAAGUGACAAUUGACAUCAAAGAGGAUAAACAAAAUAUAGUUCUAACCUAAAAGUAAAACAUUAUAUUAAAUUUAUGUUAGAAUUUGUAUGAAAUUUUGUGUAUGAACGUUAUACGUUGUAUUAAAAAUGGUGACUAUACGGUGUCGUUUCAAAUUGCGGGACAUAUAUCAAAGAGUCCGAGAUUAUUUGGUUUGGAAGUACCAACAGAUCAUUUUAACGUAUCAUUCUCUCACCUACAAUACACAUAUGAGUCGAAGUUAUGCAGUUGAUUGUCUUCUAGAACCCAUAUUUUGGUUUGUGGAUAAUUUUGCUGGGAGUUUGGGAAAGGUUUUUGUAUUUUGUGUCACAGUACUCACAAGUAGUGUAGUAGCAAUCGCCUACUGGAUUGGUUUACCCUACUGGUGGCAUCGGAAUCCCUACUUGACUGUGUUUCUUGUGAUAUUUGGUAACUGGCUGCUACUUAAUAUAGUGUUCCAUUACUAUAUGGCUGUGACAACCCCACCUGGACAUCCGCCGAAUGGUGCGAUGCUAGUGGAAGCAGCGGGCAUAUGCAAGAAGUGUAUAUCCCCAAAGCCUCCAAGGACCCACCAUUGUUCCGUUUGUGAUAAGUGCAUUCUUGCUAUGGACCACCACUGCCCAUGGCUGAACAACUGCGUUGGUUUCUUCAACGCAAGAUACUUCUACCUCUACAUGGCGUAUAUGGUUGCCGGUGUGACGUUUAUCAUCGUGUUCGGGAUUGACAUUGGAUACGUGGUCAUUUGGAUCAAUGAUCCAGACGCAGCUACAUUGAAAGAUGACCCAGAACUAAUCGGGCACCCACUACGGAUGAAUCAAAGCGGGGUUCUCGUCCCCGUAAAGGAUAUUCUUGAAUACGAUUCUGAAAACUUUCCACGAGAACACAUCUUACCAACACCCCUGAUAACCGAAGCUCAGCUCAUAUCGGCUGAUCCGUGGAAACGAAAGGCUGUAUUCUUCGUAGCCGUGGCUUGCAUCGCAGUAUUCAUUGCUUUAGGAGGACUCGUUGUAAUGCAUACGAAGAAUAUAGGCAGAGGGGAAACCAGUAUUGAAUAUCACAUAAACACCACCAUGCGGAAACAAAACUCCAACUUCCGCAAUCCAUACAAUCUCGGGAAAAAAAAGAAUUGGAGGAAAUUCUUGGGUCUAACGCAAGGAAGGACAUUCAUUAGGCAUGUCUUGUUCCCGUCAAGGCACGCUCCCACUGGUACGGGCUUGACGUGGCACGCUACGGGCGACUUGGAAGACUGGCCGUAAAUUAUUAUGCUAUUGACUUUGUGAAUUUGUAUUAUAUAGUGUGUAUUAUUUAUUGUACAGUAUCUACAUGUUUAUCUCAUUGAUAGUUGUAUUUAGUUGUAAGAAUAUAAGACAAUCUAUAUAAUUAAUACAUUGAGAUAUAAGACUUGGAAUAUGGAAAUGAAAAUAUGUAAAAUCAUGAGUAGCUAAAUACUUUCCUUGUAAACUUUUCAACACAUAAACAAUUUUGAAUACCACAUCAUAAAUAUGAUAAUAUACAAUGAAGAUAGAUUAUAAGAUUGUAAUUAGGAUUAUUUAAAUAUAUUGUACAUAAGAAUGGUGUCAAAGUGUAAAACUCUUCCGAGCCCAAUUAUUGAUCUCUUCCUUAAAGUCCAGUAAGUUGGUUCAAAAAACGGGUAUACCUGGACACUUUCGGGGAUUUUUUGAAAAUCGGUUAUAUUUAAAGAAUUUGAUGUAUUCAAACUCAAACUCAAACAUUUAUUAAUUCAAGUAGACUUCUUAUAGAAGCACUUUCGAAAUUACUGUUUUCGAAUUUCACUUUGUCACCUCGUAUUAUAGCUCUUUUUUUACUAUAUAAAUCGCUUUUCCGAGUUAUUAAACGAGGAAAAUAUCCAAGCACCUUCUAGGGAAGCAUGCUACAUCUAAGGCCAAAUCUCCGCUUACCAACAGUUAAGAUUGAAGUCAAGAACUUUCCUAUUAAUAAAAAAAUCUAUGGACAAAGUAAAAUAGAGAAAAUUUACAACAUUUUUUAUUGUAGCAAUCAAAAUUUAUAAAAUUACCCAUUUUCAAAACUCCCGGGAAAAUUUUCUUGGCAAAACUACCAGAUGACUGGACUUAUUAUGAUUAAUUAAGCGAAAUAAAACAAUUGACAAUU
Zerene cesonia (dogface butterfly) is the source of this 2221-nucleotide messenger RNA. RefSeq names its product palmitoyltransferase ZDHHC16B. Gene Ontology annotation, cellular component: Golgi apparatus. Lineage: Eukaryota; Metazoa; Arthropoda; Insecta; Lepidoptera; Pieridae. Gene Ontology annotation, molecular function: palmitoyltransferase activity. The transcript is spliced from 5 exons. The record is from RefSeq and is a predicted model, not a curated record. Gene Ontology annotation, biological process: protein palmitoylation. The coding region runs from base 202 to 1347 and encodes 381 amino acids.